GUUGUGGUGGCCAUCAACCCUCUUGCCUGGCCUCGCUCCGAGGUCAUUCGAUUCCCAGUUUCAUCCCCCAACCUCCUAGUCACCGACGCCUCUGGCUCCCCCAUCCCCUCUCAAGUGCUCAGGGAGACACUCCUCUCCCCCACCACCCGUGCCACCUACAUCGCUGCUUACACGGGCACGGGGGGCACGGGAGGGGAGGAAGUAGGGGAGGAGGCGGGAGAGGAAGGGGAGGAGGCGGGAGAGGAGGGGGAGUGGAAGGAGUUGGAGGAUGGGCAGUGGCCGCAGCCGAGCCAGCAGAGGAAGAGGAAGCAUCGGAAAAGGCAAGAGCAGGAGCAGAAGGAGGAGGAGCAGCAGGCGGUGCUGUCGCUUGUGUUCAGAGCCGAGGUGCCUCCUCUGGGAUACGCCACCUUCUUUGUCUCUCCAGCCACCCAAGACACCCCAGGCCGGGCGCACGUGAGUGAGGCAUGGAGCAAUACGGCAGCCGGCACUACAGCAGCACGAUCUGGGGCAGCGACGGCGCAGAAGAAACCGAGCAAGGCUGAGAGGGGGAGGAAGGCUAGAGGGCGGAGGAUGGGCGGGAGUGGAGGAGUAGAGAGAGAGAUGGGUGGUGGCGACACGGGAGGGAGGCAGCUCCAGGGUGGGGGGGGAACAGAGGAGGACAAGACGGGAGGUGGAGGAGGAGGGAGCGGGCAGGAGGGGGUUGACACCGUGGUGCUGGGAGGAUGGCAGGGUGCCGGGGCCUCUGGUGGUGGCGGUGCUGCUGGUGCUUCGAGGGACAGUGGGAAGCAGGCGGCGUUGCGCGUCUCGUUCUCCAAGUCGGCUCUGGGCAUGCAGCGGAUGGAGCUGGUCUCUCCGAGUGCAAGUGGCUCAGGGGAGAUUUCGCACAUGUCGAUGCCAGUGAACGCCACUAUGAUGGAGUACGCCUCAUACAGUGGUGGUGCAUACAUCUUCGAGGCCUCCCAACCCGCCGAGCCCAUCACCAAGCGUGGCUUCCAGGUGCCCAUUCACAUCCAGCGUGGACCAAUCGUGGAGGAGUUCACUCGCAAGGUCACUCCGUGGAUCUCAGAGGUCUUCAGAGUGUAUCCCGGACAAGACUAUGCCGAGCUGCACUAUUCGGUGGGCCCGCUCCCCGCCAAGGGCCGCAACCACGAGGUGAUGGCUCGCUUCACUGCGCCCAUCAACAGCAGCAGGACCUUCUAUAGCGACUCCAACGGCAGGAGCUACAUCAAACGGGUGGUGGACUACCGCUUGGAUUGGAAGCUCCAAGUCAGCGACCCCAUAGGAGGCAACUACUACCCGCUCACAGUCGGAGCGUUCAUAAAAGACAAAGCAGCCCAGCUGUCGGUGCUCGUGGAUCGGGCGGCAGGUGCUGCCAGCCUGGCAGCCGGCCAGCUGGAGGUCAUGCUGCACAGGGCCCUCCAGUCGCUGGACGGUAAGGGUGUGGGCGAGCCGCUACAAGAGAGCAUUACCGUGGAGGGGAAGACUCGCCCACUCACGGUUGUGGGCGCCCUGCGCUUUGGGCUGCAUGCUACGACGGACCCCAAAGAGGGAGGGAAGCAAGGGAAGGAAGGGGUGGGGUUGGGGCGGGGGAGUGAGUGGCGGAGGCAGCACGCCCAGCGGCUCAUAUCCCCUCUUCAGCUCGCCUUCGCUCUUCAGACACAGGAGUCCAUCAAGGCAGCACAAGGCAGCUACACGUGGCACUAUUCCCUCUCCCAACCAUCCUCCACGUCACGCCCAACCAACCCUGACAGUGCUUUCUCCUACGCUGUCCCUCUGAACGUUGCAGUCAUCUCGCUGCAGGAGCUUUCACCCAGCGAGGUUGUUGUGAGACUUGCUCACCUCUAUGAGCCUGGGGAGCAUGCUGCCUUGUCUCGCCCCGCCCAUGUGGACCUUCGCCGCUUGUUUGCAGCGAGAAAGAUUCAAGAGGUAGCAGAACUGAGUCUGAUGGCCAAUCAGAGACGAGCAGAAAUGCGGCAACCUCUAUCAUGGCAAGUGCAGGUAGAAGAUGAAGUUGGAAGAGAAGGUGAUAGUAAUAAUUUUAAGGAUACAGCCUCGACCCAAGGACCCUUUGUGGAUCCUGCCACUCUUGUGGUGGAGUUAGGGCCUGCAGAAAUCCGCACUUUUUCGAUCAGGCUACAAGCUACUUGAUUUCAUAGUAGUGGAUGGUAAAAAUAAAGCUCCAAAUAAAGUUUGCUGAAAUUGUUCACUCGUUUGUCAUAAUCAAUUCUUCAUUAUCUC
Messenger RNA from Closterium sp. NIES-67, 2238 nucleotides. NCBI's taxonomy places the organism in Eukaryota, Viridiplantae, Streptophyta, Zygnematophyceae, Desmidiales, Closteriaceae. The record is from the annotation of a GenBank genome assembly.